Molecule: messenger RNA, 104 nt
Organism: Tuber aestivum (summer truffle)
Lineage: Eukaryota; Fungi; Ascomycota; Pezizomycetes; Pezizales; Tuberaceae
Source: the annotation of a GenBank genome assembly
AUGGAUAUUGGAGUUCCGAGUGUUAGGAAUUUGUUCAGGAUUAAACAAGAGAGGGCGUUGUUAUGGAUUGCUAUUGGGAUUACUAGUAUCCCCUUGCACUUGUU